AUGGAAAGCCGAGCUCGUUCACGCAGACGAACCAGAAUAACAUCUAGGCGACGCAGAGAUGCUGUUGAAUUAGAACAUCCGAGCUUAAAUGAUGUUUUGCUCACGCAAAACGCGAUUGAAGCUUUCGAGCUUCAGCAGGAAGGGGAAGCGUUUUCACCGAUUCUCCGUCAACAAUCUCUGCAAAGCCGACGCUUACCUGUAAGGGAAAACGGGGAUGACCCCCAGAACCGUAGGGUGCAGCGUACUAAAGAUGUCAUCUGGAGAACAAAUGAGCUGGCAAAACUCGCGUUUAUGGUCGAAAGACACCGAGAACCGGACUGUCGUAUCCGAUGGGCGGAUCUCAGAAAUACCUGGGACUGCUUGCGAAUGGAGAACGAUCCUAGAAGAACUCUCAGUGCUCUGAAGGCCGCGUACGCAAAAAUCGCUAGACUCACAGAUCGAAACGAAGCUCCUCGUUCGGAAGUAACCAAUAGUGUGCACGAAGAUGAGGAGCAACCCGCUGAAUCAAAUGUUGGCGAUUCUGUCACCCUGGUCGAUCAAGAACAUUCUAGUCUUAGCGAUCACUCAGAAACGGGUAAUUCGUCGGAGACUCUCGAACAAAGACUAAGGGAACGUUUCAAUCGCUAUCACAGAAUGGCAGUUGAUUCGAAUGACAGACAACCAAUAAGGAGGCCUAGGGAAUCCUGA
Molecule: messenger RNA, 687 nt
Organism: Haemonchus placei
Lineage: Eukaryota; Metazoa; Nematoda; Chromadorea; Rhabditida; Trichostrongylidae
Source: the annotation of a GenBank genome assembly